AUGCACCAGUCCUCCCAGCACACCCAAAAUACUGGACAUCUUCAAACAAGCCCUGACGAAGGACGGCGGUCUUCACGACAAGUUUCUACAGCCCUUGUGAAAACUGGCAACCAGGCAUGCGGGAUUAUAGUGGAGCUGAUCAAAAGCAAGAAAAUGGCUGGCAGAGCUGUGCUGCUGGCAGGACCUCCGGGAACCGGCAAGACUGCUUUGGCUUUAGCUAUUGCUCAGGAACUGGGGAGUAAAGUUCCUUUUUGUCCUAUGGUUGGAAGUGAGGUGUAUUCCACGGAGAUCAAGAAAACAGAAGUCCUGAUGGAAAACUUUCGGAGGGCAAUUGGACUGAGGAUUAAAGAGACCAAGGAGGUUUAUGAAGGAGAAGUCACAGAACUAACUCCAUGUGAGACUGAAAAUCCUAUGGGGGGAUAUGGCAAAACCAUCAGCCACGUAAUUAUAGGACUCAAAACUGCAAAGGGAACAAAGCAGUUGAAGCUGGACCCAAGCAUAUUUGAAAGCUUGCAGAAGGAGCGAGUGGAAACAGGUGAUGUUAUUUACAUCGAAGCAAACAGUGGAGCUGUCAAGAGGCAAGGCAGAUGUGACACGUAUGCGACGGAAUUUGACCUUGAAGCUGAAGAAUAUGUUCCCUUGCCAAAAGGUGAUGUGCACAAGAAAAAGGAAAUUAUUCAGGAUGUCACCCUGCAUGACUUGGAUGUGGCCAAUGCUCGACCUCAGGGAGGACAAGACAUCCUUUCUAUGAUGGGACAACUGAUGAAGCCUAAGAAAACUGAAAUUACUGACAAACUUCGAGGAGAGAUCAAUAAGGUGGUAAAUAAAUACAUUGAUCAAGGCAUCGCAGAGCUGGUCCCAGGUGUGCUCUUUGUAGAUGAGGUUCACAUGUUGGAUAUUGAAUGUUUCACAUACCUGCACCGAGCCCUGGAAUCUUCCAUUUCCCCCAUUGUCAUCUUUGCUUCCAAUCGAGGAAACUGUGUUAUCAGAGGCACAGAGGAUAUAAUAUCUCCUCACGGAAUACCCCUGGACUUGCUGGACAGAGUGAUGAUUAUCCGAACCAUGCUGUAUACCCCCCAGGAAAUGAAGCAGAUCAUUAAGCUUCGUGCUCAGACAGAAGGAAUUAAUAUUAGCGAAGAAGCCCUAAACCACCUGGGAGAAAUUGGUACAAAAACAACCUUGAGGUACGCCGUGCAGCUGCUCACCCCGGCCAACCUGCUGGCCAAGAUCAACGGCAAGGACAGCAUCGAGAAGGAGCACAUCGAAGAAAUAAAUGAACUUUUCUACGAUGCCAAAUCCUCAGCAAAGAUCUUGGCCGAUCAACAGCAGAAGUACAUGAAGUGAAAAGCUUUUCAUAGGUUAGAUGCUUUGAAGGGGCUUGCACCCCAAGGCAGACUUAUUAGCUCAGUGAGAAAUGUUCAUGGUUUGUCUCUUUUGGGACCGAAAAUAUUUAAAUGUGGGACUGCUUUGUCAGGACAGAGUUAGCUAUCAGGUGUUCCUAUAUUUUUGU
Messenger RNA from Tinamus guttatus (white-throated tinamou), 1510 nucleotides. NCBI's taxonomy places the organism in Eukaryota, Metazoa, Chordata, Aves, Tinamiformes, Tinamidae. The record is from RefSeq and is a predicted model, not a curated record.